AUCCCGUGAAGAAGAUCGCUUUUAUUUCUUCCACUGGAAUUUGAAAUUCAAGGCGCGAUCCCAUCCCACCGAUUUUUUUUGUGUGUUCAUGUUCUCUGUAAAUCCACAAGCAAGUUCGAGGCUGAGGGCAUCGGUUUUUUUUGUCAUUUGGUAGUUUGUAACACAGUAAGAUGGAGAACAUGCAGUAUGCUGAGGAGCUUGUGAGGGAAUUUCUGGUGUUCAGAGGGUUUACCAAUACCUUACAAGCUUUCGAAACAGAAUUAUGCACGGAUAUUGGUAAAGGGUUUCAAGUGGAUAAGAUUUUAGAUUUGAUUUUCUCUGUAUAUAUUCCCAAAUUUCAGGCAGAAAAAUUGGUGGGUCUGCUGAGUUUCUUUAAGCAAUGUUUUUCUUCUUCCUCGGAGACUGUUUAUGUUAAUACCCUGUCAAAACUGGAGGUUUCUAUUCUUCGCUGUUAUAUUGUUCAUGCUGUCCAGUCAGGAAGGAAAGACAAAGUUGUAGAAUUUUUUGGGAUGAAUGGAAAUGAUCUACUGCAAAGGAGCAAUGAGUGGAGUUCUUGGUUUGCUAUUCCUUAUAUAAAGAAUCCUAGCUUGGAUGCCCAGUUCCGUGUUUAUUUUUCUAAGGAAUGGUAUGAAGCCCUGCGCCUUUCUGUUAGGAAUUUCUUCAGCGAGAUCUUCAAUGGUACUCAUAUCCUUUAGAAUGGACUUCUCUUGACAUGGUUUUUCUGAAAUUAUGUGAUGAUACAUGGCCUCUCCCCCUCCCCCACCCCCAAAGAAAGAACCUGAAUUACUCAUCUUUGAAAGUUACAUCCCUAAAACUAUUUUCUGUAUGCAUUAUUAGUACAAUACAAUAAAUUUGGCAGUUACAGUUUCAGCAUUUGGUCUUACAAACUAGAUUGACCUUUAGGAGCUCAAAUCUUGGAAACUUGUACUGCUUUUAUGAGCAUAAAAGAUGAUGAGGAUG
This is a messenger RNA of Rubroshorea leprosula, 960 nucleotides long. Lineage: Eukaryota; Viridiplantae; Streptophyta; Magnoliopsida; Malvales; Dipterocarpaceae. The record is from the annotation of a GenBank genome assembly.